AUGAGCGCUGAUCCUCCGCCAUGGGCCGUACUAGACACAAGCGAAAUUCCUCUCACGUUCAGCCCGAACUUUAUGAUCUCAGAGUUCGUGGAAAAGUAUCUGGUUUUCGAAGAUCGCCACAUGCAAGCGCUCUGGGAAUCUCUUCACUUCCUUCCGAUCUCGACCGUCAUGUGCCGCCGAGACCCCAAACUACAUACUUAUCACGAAGGGCGACGUCAACGCCGAAGUAGAGCCGGAGAAGCCUGGACGAGAUAUCUCCGGGUAGUGAUGCAAGUUCUUCGGCUACGCCGAUGCGAUCUCGACAUCUUACUCGACCCCUUCUUCAUGCACCUGCCCAAGUCUCGGAAACCUAAGGAAUGGUAUCCUCGCGUUGAGAAUGACGGAGACACCCUGGCUGACGCCUUGGUGAUAGUCGAUCGCGAAGAUCCAUGGCGCAACCAUUACCGUGACCGACCUGCCGAACAUCCUUCGAUGCAGAUCGCGCGUCUGAGGGACAAGUUUGUGCCCCCGCAAAAUCGUCGUGCCUUCUGA
Messenger RNA from Phytophthora nicotianae INRA-310, 531 nucleotides. RefSeq lists its product as hypothetical. NCBI's taxonomy places the organism in Eukaryota, Oomycota, Peronosporomycetes, Peronosporales, Peronosporaceae. Bases 1 to 531 code for a protein of 176 amino acids. The record is from RefSeq and is a predicted model, not a curated record. The transcript has a single exon.